Messenger RNA from Episyrphus balteatus (marmalade hoverfly), 1291 nucleotides. RefSeq names its product SPRY domain-containing protein 7. Lineage: Eukaryota; Metazoa; Arthropoda; Insecta; Diptera; Syrphidae. The coding region runs from base 244 to 957 and encodes 237 amino acids. The record is from RefSeq and is a predicted model, not a curated record. Gene Ontology annotation, molecular function: protein binding. The transcript is spliced from 3 exons.
AAAAAAAAGACGAACAAUCCAAAUGUCAAACAAAUGUGUUGUACAUGAAAAAAAAAUAAUUUUUCUUUCUUCAUUCCCUUCUGAAUCCAGCAAACAAUAAUUAUUUUUAUUGUCAAAAUCAAUGGAAGUAAAUUCAAUACUAAUUAUUUUAUGAAAACAUAUUAUACAUUUUAUGUACUUGGUUCGGUUAAAACUAACCAUUGAAUAUAUUUUACACAAAUAAUAAUACAAACUAGUAAAAAUAUGUUUUGCUGUUUGAGGACUUGCCUCAAUGCAAAUCUUCGAACACCAAGAUCAACCAGCCACAGAUCCAGAGAACCAGAAAUCCAUCUCGAUGCUGCAUUUAUGGGACCAGAAGUGAUUCUUUUAUCCAAUCAACUGCGUAUUACGGGAACCGGUGGUGCUUUGGCAACUGCACCCCUCGUACAAUCAAAAUCAUACUUUGAAGUAAAAAUUCAACAGAGUGGCACCUGGUCGGUGGGCUUAGCCACCAGACAAACUGAUCUCUCGAAAAAAAUUGGUGGCACUGACCGAGAAUCAUGGUGUCUAUGCUCGGACAACUCGACUCGAUUCAAUGACGAGGUAUUCCGCCCAGCUGUAGUCACAACACAGCCCCAAGCUAAUGGCAAUGCUUGUGGUGGACUUAUUGGCAUUGAUGAAGACGCCGAUGAUGUUUUACUGACUGUGAAUCAGGCAAUAGCGGUAACAUCGCAGGAACAAGAGGACAGAGAAUUUCCAGGCGAUGGUGACAUCAUAGGCGUCACCUUCGAUCACAUAGAGUUGAAUUUCUACUUCAAUGGGAAAAGUCUUGAAGUUCCAUUCCGAAAUGUCAAAGGGAACGUGUAUCCAGUUGUUUUUGUUGGAAAUGGGGCAAUUCUAGAUGUAAUUCUGGAUAAUUUCACUUUUGGGCCACCUCCUGGAUUCGAUAAAAUUAUGAUUGAACAAUCUCUCUUAUAAAACAACUGACAAAAAUAUGCAAUUUGGGUUAGAUUCCGAAUUGCGGAGACCAGCUUUAGUACUUAAGAUAAUAAAAUUUAUUUAUUUAAUUUAACCAAAAAAAAUAAGAAAAACAAGGAGAGCGCACUACUUAUUUACUUAAUCACUCUCUUUAUAGUAUAUUUAAAUAUAUAAAACUAAAUUAUAUUAUACACAUUCCAAAUUCAAUGUACAGCAGGAUUUAUUAUGUUAGCUUCUAAUUUCUUUGAUUGUCUACUAAAGAUGCGAGUGCGAAAUAGCUUUGGCGUAUGGUGCGUGUGUGUGCUACGAAAAUAAUAAAACAAAAAUAUCUUAA